AUGGCGGCCUCUGCGUCCGCCCGGAAAUCCUCCUUCAGCCACACCCUCCAAAUAAUCACCGAAACCAAGCUCGACGAGCUCGAGAAGCAACGCCGAAGUCACCAGGAACACGCCACUGUCCUCAAUGAGGUCAGAAACUGUGAUGACGUCUUAAGAAAGGUCGAGCUCCUAGCGAAUGCUAUCAAGUCCUGGACAGGAUCUGGUGCUCUGAACGACUCCCAGACCGUUGGUGGGAAGCUUCAUCUGCCUGAUCUCGACUUCUGGCUCCUCCAGGCGAAACAGGAUCCCAGCUUUAGCCUUUCCACCGCCCAUGGUUGGGUUGAUGCCCUCGAAGAGCAUAUUAAACACAAUUCCACGCGAUUCGAUGCUGCUACACUGUUUGGGAGACUCCUGAACGAGUGGCUAGCCAGCGGUGACUCCAAUGGUGGCUUUGAAGAAGCCAAACAGACGAACGCAUCUGGAGACGAGGACGCGUCCGACACAAGCUUUGUCGAAGUCGGCAGAAAAGAGUUGCACGAACAGAAGGAGAAAUUCAAUUUUAUCGUCUUCGAGGAUCACCCUGUCGACAAACGCGAGCUCGUCGCCUACCUAGAGAAGCUCUUCCAGGCCGACGAGGCAAAGGCCGGACUUGAGGCGCUACGCAAGGACCUGAAGAAUUUUGGACACCUUCUCCAACGACGGCCAAUAUUCAGGGGUAACGUCUCCAACGCCAUUCAGGGCAUCCUCCUUUCGGGACUUAUGGACGAGGAGAAGAGGGAUACCCUCAAGGCGUUCCAAGAGAGUCCCACCGCGAAGGAUGAGCUCGCAAGCGUUCUCAACAUGCGAAUGUCAAAAAUCAAGAACUGGGCAUGGCCGAAAGAGGGCAUGCCUGUCGAGUUUCGUCGACACCUGAAUGGCAAAUACAGAGCCUUCACCGACCCGGAGAUCAUCGACGCCAUAUUCCUGCACCACAUCGGCGUGGCAUGGCAAGUGGCGCUCAAGGCAGCCCUUCGUCGUCUCUACCAGAGCGCGGCGUGGACCCGACGCAGACACCCUCCUGAAGUCAUUUCGCGCUGCAGGGCUCAAAUAUCCGCCGGGAACAACUCGAUCCAAGUACAACGUGACUCCAUGCGGUAUCGCGACUUCUUCAUGAGUCAACUACACGACCGUGCGGACAGGCCGAAUUUUUACGACGACAAUCACAAUUCUAACGACCGAAAUCCAUCAAAUCCAGCCAUGACAAAGCGUCGACUGCUCCACGUUAUGACAACAGAAGCAUACCUCAAUACGGCCGUUCAUGGGACACACGCCAUGAUCUGCUCCGACCUCGAGUGGUUCGGGCCUUCUCUGCCUAUCACCUCCAUCCUCACGGUCCUCGAGUUCAUCGGCGUCUCAGACGACUGGGGAGAUUUCUUCAAAACGUUCCUCUCUGCCCCUCUGCAAUUGCCUGGUGAAUCGGAACCACGCAUUCGUAAGCGUGGUACACCAAUUUCUUAUUCGCUCAGUGCAUUCUGCGGGGAGGCUAUUCUGUUCAUGAUGGACUUCGCCGUCAACCAACGCGCCGAUGGUCUCUUCCUGUACCGUAUGCACGAUGAUCUAUGGCUCUGGGAUGCUGACGUGAAGAAAGUCGCGGAUGGAUGGACAGAAAUGAAGACUUACGCAGCCCUCGUCGGUCUCAAGUUCAACGACAAGAAGACUGGCGCUGCGUACAUUGGGGACCCUGACCCUAACACUCAGCGCCUACCCCCAACAGACGUCCGAUGGGGCUUCCUUAAAUUCGAUGUUGCCAAAUCGCGAUUCGUCAUUGACCAGAGGGAAGUCGACCGACACGUUGUCGAAAUGCGACGCCAGCUCGCAGCAGCCCAAUCCGUCUUCGGUUGGGUCAAGGCGUACAACAACUACAUGGCCUUCCUCUUCAGAAACUUCGGUGGCGUUCCGGCGAAUUGCUUCAGCCAACAACACGUCCUCGACAUGAUCGGCACCUUGGGACGUAUACAACGAGAGCUAUUCCCUGAGGAAGGCGGAGCUGUCGGGUAUUUGAAGAAGACGCUUGCAGUGCGCUUCGGCAUCACGGAUUUCCCUGAGGGAUACUUCUACUUCCCAAUCUCUAGUGGCGGGCUAGAGCUGCGAAACACGAUGCUGGAGUUGCUGGUGUUAGAAAGAAAUGGCCACCCGCUGGCCACAUACAACCCUAAAGAGGAUGAGAAUCUCGUGCAUCUUCCACCCCUAGGCAUGUUUCAACCGCUCCCCGGCAGAGUUCCCUGGAGGCCGAAGCCUGCCUACGAGGAACCCGCGCACGAGUCCAGCGAAUCAGAUGGCAGCUCGUACUAUAGCUCCGAAGGCGAAGAGGACGCUCCUAUGACAGAAAACAGAUUCAAACAGCAUAUACUCAGAGAUCGGUUAUUCUACAAGCAGGUGAAGGAGAACUGGGAGGUCACCGCAGGCACCCGAAAUCUCCGCAACACAACGACGACAAGCUCGGGCCGGGAUGAGUUCAUGUCGUUCGAGGAGUACGUCUCUUACCGUGAAUCCUGGCUCUCGACGUGGGGUGACUACUACGAAGAGAUGUUGCGCUCUCCGCAGAUACGCACCAUAACUUUGGUGCCCCGGGUACAGGAGAUGAUGCAGAAGAGCGUUGGCCGGUUGGAUUGGGAUAGCAUGAACUGGUACCAGCGAUGGAUCAUCAGUAUAUACGGUGACGGAGUGGUGAAAAAGUUUGGCAGCCUAGCUGUCAUUGAUCCCAACUUGAUUCCUAUCGGUAUGGUAGAGCUCUUCAAAACCUCUAGGAUGAAAUUGGACCAGUGA
This is a messenger RNA of Cyclocybe aegerita, 2784 nucleotides long. NCBI's taxonomy places the organism in Eukaryota, Fungi, Basidiomycota, Agaricomycetes, Agaricales, Hemipholiotaceae. The record is from the annotation of a GenBank genome assembly.